AUGGCUUCUCGAUAUUGGGGUGAUGAAAAACAUCCGGACGCUAUCUAUGCUGUUUAUUUGAGAAAAGUUCGAUAUGUUCCGCCACAAGGCUACGAAGGUGUUCCGAGGUAUCGAGCAAUUGAUCCAGAUCGACCAAAAACUGAGCCGGUUGAAAUGACCGGAGCAGACCAUCUGGAAUGGGAAUCAGUGAAGGAAAAAAUCAUCAAGGCUGGAAGCGUCGAACGUUUAGUGGAAUGUCUCGUCGGAGGAGAUGAUUUGAUGGAUUCACGACACUUCAACGUGUUUUUUGCAACGUAUCGAGCGUUCACUGAUGCACCCAUUGUAUUAGAUUGUUUACUUCGGCGAUACGAAGCUUUGGAAAAUGAAAUAAAUGGCAGCACGUCAGCCUUACUGGUCCAAAAUUCGAUUCGGCAAAUACUGAUGUGUUGGCUCGAAACCUAUCCGGAGGACUUUUAUGAUCCCGAUAAAGAUUUUGCGAUGCUCACCAAUUUAUUGGAUUUCGGUGGCCGCAAUAAAUUGACCGAAUUGCGGGCCAGAUCAAAAAAGCUGCGCGAGCGAUUCAAUCGGAUUACAGAAGAAGGUGGUAUGAUUGCUGCACUCCCGUCCCUUGGUCAAUUCGUUGCUAGUAUGGGCUUUGAUCCUAUGGAUUAUCCAAAAAAUUUGAAAGAGAGAGUAAAAAUGUUUGAUGUUGGAAAGGAAAAUUGCGUGCAGAUUGCGGAACAACUGACGUUUUGGGAUGCUGCGCUGUUCAAAGAACUUUUGAUUCAUCAAUGUCAGGGGUGCGUGUGGUCAAAGAGGCGAACUGCGGGGGAUCGAGUUUAUACUGUCAAGGCAACAAUUGAUCAAUUCAAUGCCGUUUCGCAAAGAGUUAUGACGAGUAUUGUUUUGCCUGAUUGCCGACCGGAAUACCGAGCAAAAAUCAUCAGCAAAUGGAUUGACAUUUCCAGGGAACUUCGCGCCCUCAAGAAUUUUUCGUCUCUAAAAGCAGUACUAUCAAGUCUACAAUCCGAGCCAGUUCACCGUUUGAAAAGCGCAUGGAGUUUUGUCUCAAAUCGAUCUAUGGCUCAGUUUCGCGAACUUUCUUCAAUUUAUGACACGGAUGAGGACGGCGAUCAGGUAACAGCUCGAAGGAUUCUGGAGCAAGAAGGAACAGCAAAGAGUUCACCUCUACGACGGCCACAGCUAAUUCAAAAUUGUCGACGAACCAAAAGUGAUGUGAAUCUAGCGGAAUGUCAAGGAACCGUGCCGUAUCUUGGCAAUUUUUUGACUGAUUUGGCCAUGGUUGAUGAAAGCACACCAGAUUUCACAUCGGAUAAUCUGAUCAACUUCGAGAAACGGAGAAAGGAGUUUGAGGUUUUAGCCAAACUUCGAUUGUUCCAAUCAGCGGCAAGGGCAUAUAACAUUCCGAUGGACAAAAUGUUCUGCGCCUGGUUCUACUUUCUACCGUGUCUCGACGAAAAUGAAUGCUUCAAAAGAUCGCUGGAAAUCGAAAAACCACCGGUACUAUCCACUCCGGAUCUUUCAUCAUCUAGAAUAAACACUAGUAUCCUAAGCAAUGGUGUUCAAAGUGCUCCAGUGAAAAACUCCACUUUAUCACGUCUGUUCAAUUCGGCAAGGAAUAGCGAAGAAGGGCAAAAUGGACAGUCUUGGCAUCAUCAGCAUUCUCAAUCAUACUCAUCAUCGUCGAAUUCCCAUUUACCACCAGCAGGAAGUUCGUUGAAUGUGUCAUCAGACGCAUCAGUGCUACUUCCGUCGAAAGAAAAUGGAAUUCAUUGCGAGGAUUGGAUAGAUGGUAGACUUGAUGGUGGUCCGCCAGGUCCCGUGCCCCUUUCCGGAACUUCAACAUUACCAAGAACCAAUAAUACUAACACACCGUCUAGCUCAAAUGUUUCAUGGACUGGAGGAAGUGAAUUCACGCCUUCAAACUUGUUCCCAUAUACUCACGAAAAAGCAAAAAGUGGAGAAUCAUCAUUGCAAGAAGUGAAUACGUCUAUAUCAACAAGAGCCAGUGGAGAUGCAUCGAGUUUAACACAAUCUUUAUCGCGAAGUGCGACUCCAAUUCGAAAUCGUCUCGCUGAGGUGUUUGACACAAAAAUGUUUUCGCAUCAGAAAAAGAACAGCGACGCAUCAUCGUGUUCAUCCUCAUCAUCGGUGUCAGCCAAUGGAAACGCCUCAACACAGAAUUCGUUCUAUCUAGCAAGAGUUGGCCUGGAUGAUGACUUACAAACUACUGAUGGUGCUAAUUAUAAAUGCAUCAAGAUUGAAAAUGGUGACCGAAUGCCUCAAAUAAUUGAGCGAGCACUCGAGAAACAUUUAAUAAAUGACAAUAAAAGCAAUUACUUGCUCGUCCAGUUGCUACCACGUGGCGGCGAGUUUGUGCUUCCGGAUAAUUGUAAUCCAUUCUACGCAAUGGCGCCCGAUCCAACGUCUCCGAUGCUCAAUUUGCUGCUAAGAAAACGAAGCGGUGACGGCAAAAUAGGCGGCGGCGCGUCUCCUCAAAUCGGCCCAUCCGCCAAGAAGCUCAACCGAAUGAAGCGCACCAAUUUGCUGCGGUGGAGCAGCGGAUAUCUUUAA
Caenorhabditis bovis is the source of this 2574-nucleotide messenger RNA. The record is from the annotation of a GenBank genome assembly. NCBI's taxonomy places the organism in Eukaryota, Metazoa, Nematoda, Chromadorea, Rhabditida, Rhabditidae.